Messenger RNA from Ogataea philodendri, 747 nucleotides. RefSeq lists its product as uncharacterized. Bases 1 to 747 code for a protein of 248 amino acids. Lineage: Eukaryota; Fungi; Ascomycota; Pichiomycetes; Pichiales; Pichiaceae. The record is from RefSeq and is a predicted model, not a curated record. The transcript has 3 exons.
AUGGAAAUCCUCCACCAACUGGGAGAUCUCGCCGGCUUUCUUGAUACCAAUGAUACCUUGAGGAUCCGCAACCUGCAAGUAGAUGGUUUGUCUGGCUGGUGGAUAGGCCGGGUCAAUAACGGAGAAAGUUGCGCCUGCUUUCAAAACACCCAUAACUGCAACCAUAAGGUCGACUCCUCUAUAAGCGUAGAUCAUCACAACGUCGCCUCUCUUAAUUCCUGUCUUGACAAGGUAGUUACCGACAACGUUGGAGGCCUCAUUAAUCUGUUUGUACGUGAAAACACGAUCCUUUGCACCCUCUUGCAGGAACGAGGCAGUCUCAACCACACAGGUUCUGUCUGGAUGCUUGUCUGCAUUAUCGCUGAAGAUGUCCUGAAUGGCACCGCGGAAAUUACUCCAGUCGAGAUCUAUGGUGGGGUCUGCUUUCCGUUCGAAUCAUGGACGAACACGGCGAUGUCUCUGACGGAUCCAGCAAUCGACGACGACAGCUGCUCUGUUGCGCUCUUGUGUUGGAAGGAGAGUCUGAACAAUGGAGGAGGAGCGUCCAAUUUUUUGGAUUUCUGGAGGUUGAGUGCAAUCUCCGUUAAAGGAACAAGGUUAUCUGAUCCCUUGGAGUACGUUUCGGAAACCAGUUUCGAAAACGAGGCAAACGAGCUCUUUGGGUCAAUAUCCACUCUCACCACAAAGGCGUCUCCGGAUUCGGUAUUUGUGGCCACCACAAUAUCGUCAUCACCGGUAAGUCUAUAG